Molecule: messenger RNA, 4588 nt
Organism: Asterias rubens (European starfish)
Lineage: Eukaryota; Metazoa; Echinodermata; Asteroidea; Forcipulatida; Asteriidae
Product: E3 ubiquitin-protein ligase MARCH6-like
Exons: 20
Coding region: 18-3380 (1120 amino acids)
Cellular component (GO): endoplasmic reticulum membrane
Molecular function (GO): zinc ion binding
Source: RefSeq, a predicted model, not a curated record
UAUUAUUCGGAGCACAGAUGAUGGAGGAAAGUACAGAAGGUGAUAUAUGUCGUGUGUGCCGGUCAGAGGGCAGUUCUGAUCGGCCGCUGUUCCAUCCAUGUAUCUGCACAGGAAGCAUCAAAUUCAUCCAUCAAGACUGUUUGCUACAGUGGUUGAAACACAGCAAGAAAGAAUACUGUGAGCUAUGUAUGCAUCGGUUCUCCUUCACUCCAAUAUAUUCUCCAGAUAUGCCAAAGCGGUUGCCAGUGAUGGAUAUUGUGAGGGGCUUAGCCAAGAGCAUGGGUACCGCUGUCAAAUGCUGGUUACAUUAUACAUUAGUCACCUUUGCUUGGCUUGGUGUAGUUCCAGUAACAGCUUGUCGCAUAUACCGCUGUCUGUUUCAAGCUUCGUUUGUGCCACUUCUGACGCUACCAUUUGAGGUAUUCUCACUAGAGAGUGUGGUGACAGACAUCCUACAGGGAAUGCUUGUUGUUGGCUCCACCCUUUGUGCAUUUGUCAGUCUAGUCUGGCUGCGGGAACAGGUCACACACGGUGGGGGACCAGAUUGGCUUGAUGAUGAUGCAAAUAGAGCAGCAGAUGGGGCAGCGGAUGGUGUGGGAGAAAAUGCAGGGGCACCAGCAGGAGGUGCAGCAGGAGCUGGGGCAGGUGCAGCUGGGGCACAACCAGUAGCAGCAGCUGGGGCACCACCAGUAGCAGCAGCUGGGGCACCAGCAGGAGGGGCACCAGCAGCUGGGGCACCAGCAGCAGGGGCAGCAGCAGCAGGGGCACCAGCAGCUGGAGCAUAUCAACCCCCGGUGCCUGCUCCUGCAAAUAAUCAGGGUGCGGUGCAACCAGUUCAACCACAAGGCAACCAAGAUGUGGCUGUCGAUCAUCAAGCCUUGCCAGCCAAUCAGGAAGAAGUAGCAGCUGUAGCAGCCAAUGGGAACGAAGAAGGGGCGGAGCCAGCUGCAGCUGAGGUUAAUCCUGCAGGAGGAGGAGAAAAUGCUGGUCAAGAUGAUAUUAAUUGGAAUGCAUUGGAAUGGGAUCGAGCUGCAGAAGAAUUGACUUGGGAGAGGAUGCUUGGCCUGGACGGAUCACUUAUAUUCCUUGAACACGUCCUAUGGGUCAUCUCACUCAAUGCUCUCUUCAUAUUUGUCUUUGCUUUCUGCCCGUAUCACAUUGGUCGCUUUGGGAUGUUGCUUCUAGGCUGGGAUGAGUUGGUUAAGUUAUCUCGUUUUGAGGGACUCAUCACAACAAUGUCUGGCUAUGUCACGCUCUGUUCUUCGCUCAUCCUCUUCCAUUGCUUCAGUGGUCUCCUAAAGCUGCACCGAACAAAGCGUAUCUUGGGUCUUUGUUACAUCGUACUCAAGGUGUUCCUGCUGGUAGUGACUGAAAUUGGUGUCCUGCCUCUCGUGUGUGGCUGGUGGCUAGAUAUAUGCUCAUUGUCAAUGUUUGACACUGCUCUUCAAGACAGACUACAAAGCUUCCAGUCUGCACCAGGGACCUCUAUGUUUCUUCACUGGCUGGUUGGCAUGGUCUACGUCUUUUACUUUGCAUCUUUUAUCCUUCUACUCAGAGAGGUCCUAAGGCCAGGUGUGUUGUGGUUCCUGCGUAAUCUGAAUGACCCCGACUUCAAUCCAAUUCAAGAGAUGAUACAUCUACCAAUCUAUAGACACGUCAGACGCUCUCUGCUCUCAGUCAUCGUCUUUGGAAGUGUUGUCCUUCUAGUCCUUUGGCUCCCCGUGACAAUCAUCAAAUACCUCUUCCCUUCCUUCUUACCGUACCACAUUCACCUCUCAAGUGAUUCCCCAGUCAGUGAGCUAUCCCUAGAGUUGCUCCUACUCCAGGUAGUCCUUCCAGCACUCCUAGAGCAGGGACACACAAGGCAAUGGUUGAAGAAUGCAAUUCGAGGAUGGACCAUAGUGGCAGCUUACCUCCUUAAUAUGCGUUCAUAUCUGCUGGGUGAUGUACCAGUUGAAGACAAGCCAACACCCUCACCACAGCAUGAUCAACAGUUAGCUCAUCUUGACUUUGAAGAGGCUGGUCCCAACCCAGAGGCAGCUAAUCUCAACCCAGAGGAUAUCGCUAGCUAUGCAGGGGAAGAGGAUCUCUACCUUGGAGUAAAUGACCCCCAGCCAGGAGACAGCGGCACCCAGUCGGAAUCACCUGAUGAUGAUGAAGGCAAUUUAGGUAUCAGAUUGAACUCACUUCUGGAGCUAGCAGCACCACAAGAGGGCAGUAUUGAUAUUACUGCGUUCACCGAGGAGGAGGUAGUAUCCAGCGGGAGGGAUGACGACUCUGAUGUCAUCAUGGAAGAGGAGGAGAUGGAUGAGAUCCAAGAUGAUGUCAAUAAUGAGAAUGAUGAGAUAAAUGAUGAUGAUGACGAGGAACAAGAAGCUCCUGAUGCCGCUGAUCAGCCUGUUGACCAACAGGCUGCACCAGGAGCUGCUGGUGCUGCCCCUGGAGGGAUGGCGCUACAUGCUGCUCAUCAUGCUCUCAUUAAUCAAAUGGGACCCACUGGAUUCCAACCCUACAAUAAACCAUCAUUCUUUGCAUUUCGUAUAUUUCUGUUGGUUCAUCUGCUGUGUCUAUCCCUGCUUGGGACUAGUGUACUCUGCCUCACCCUACCUGUCUUCCUGGGUCGAUUCUUCAUGUCAUUAUGGGUUGGUAAUGGAGUCGUAGUUCAUGAACUCUACACAGCUGCAUGUGGUCUGUACCUAUGCUGGUUGAUGUGUCGGCUGGCUACCAUGAUCUGGUCCUGGCUGCCUGCUGGGAUUGAUCUCAUCUUGGAAAAGGCUAAAAUGUAUACAAUUUUGUUUGUAAAGUCAUUGUUAGUUGCAGCUAUGCUUCUAGGGGUAAUCCCCUUCCUCCUGGGUCUACUCUUUGAGGUUGUCGUGGUGGUUCCAAUACGAGUUCCCCUUGAUCAGUCUCCAGUGUUUUUUCCUUGGCAGGAUUGGGCCCUUGGUGUUCUACAUGCUAAGAUCAUGUGUGCUGUGACUAUGAUGGGUCCCAACUGGUGGCUAAAGACCGUCUUGGAGCAGGUUUAUCAAGAUGGAUUUCGUAAUCUGAAUUUAGGUUUUAUAAUAAGGAGAGUAGUGUUGCCUGUGGUGACAUGUCUUGUUUUGAUAUUGACUGCACCAUACGCUGUAGCAGCAGGAAUUACACCAUUAUUAGGUUUGGGAGAUGACAUCAACCUCUUGGUAGUACGUCGCAUUUACCCUUGUCUUGUCACAUCUGUGGUUUCUAUGGCAGCCUUGGUGUUUCAUCUCAAACAGUUUAAAAAGCUUUAUGAGCACAUCAAAAAUGACAAAUAUCUUGUUGGCCAACAACUUGUCAAUUAUGAUCCAAAGGAAAAAGCAAUGAAAGACGGAACAACUCAGACGACUGCGCAAAAGGAUUAAUAACACUUUAAGUGUAUAUCACUAAAACAUAGUUACAGUCUACAUUUCAUGUUCUUGAUGCAAUUUCUUUUAGUGUAUUGGCGUAAUUUCAGAAUUUUGAAGUUCCUUGAAGGUAACAUUAUGAGUUUUAGUGAUAAUGAUCUUGUCUCCAAUGUUUUAAGUGAAUUCAAAACAAUAUGAGUUCUCCAAUUGCGUCCAAUACUUAGAUAUUCAUGACUUUGAUAUUGGCCAUUUGUAUUAUAUGGACAAAUCAGUUAUUUUUAUUGCACAAUGGUGCAUUGGUUAAUAUGGUGUGUGGCAUGGCAGAGUUUGAUUAGAAUUCCUUGCAUGGUUGGUUGGUUAACCACUUGGCCGACUAGAAAAGUUAUUGUGCUUGAAGCAGCCCAAAUAAAAACCAAAACAAGUUGCCUCUGAAGAUGGCAUUUAUCAGUCCAUACCGAUGCAAAUUAAACAUCUAUUAAGAUCCAUCUAUGCUCAGUAAUGAUAUUGAAAAUAAUCAACUCACAAGAGAUGAGAUGCUUCCGCUUUUAGGCAAAGCUGUGACUUUUGGACAUGUUCUGAAAUUCCCCUUAUUCAGUUCAGACUUCUCAAAGACUCUGACACUUUGGCAAAACUGACUUUUGAACAAGUUUCACUUUAAAUUUGCAACAGUCUGCCGGGUGAGUCAACAAACAAAAAUGCAUAUCCCACUAAACUCAUGAACAUUUUUGUUUUUUAUUGUCCUCACAAAAUUUGCAAAUUUGUCUGUUUCCUAAUGUUUUUAAAAGGCUUCAUUCACUUAAUGUACUCAUUAAAAAACAAAUGAUUUAGGCCUAUCAUCUUUUUAUGGCUUUGAUACAGAGUUUAUGGAUGUUUAUCUUCUAUAAAAAACACAAAGAUUUGACAAAGUUUCUUCAGUUUUACUCAACUUGACUUUUGUUUUAUUUCUAACCAAAAGGUCAAACCAGUCUUUUGGGUCAACUGUAUCCUCCCCCAAAAAAUGUUUUAAGAUUUGUUUUUAUUAUGUAUUUUACUCCAACUCAAGAAUUAACGUAUUUACUGUUAUUAUCAAGAAGAUAAAAGAGUUUGCAACAAGGUCUGUAACUAGCAGGGUUGUAGCCCUGUAGGGCCUACAGCUGUCCUUUAUCAUUCGGCCAUGACCCUGCAAGGUUUUAAAUGGCCAUUUAAGACCGAGCCACCAAUUCCCAUUCAUAAAUACCCUUUUUGAG